This is a messenger RNA of Vespula pensylvanica (western yellowjacket), 4614 nucleotides long. It is a transcript of the gene Rab3-GAP, whose product is annotated as rab3 GTPase-activating protein non-catalytic subunit. Bases 220 to 4443 code for a protein of 1407 amino acids. Gene Ontology annotation, biological process: regulation of GTPase activity. NCBI's taxonomy places the organism in Eukaryota, Metazoa, Arthropoda, Insecta, Hymenoptera, Vespidae. The record is from RefSeq and is a predicted model, not a curated record. Gene Ontology annotation, molecular function: protein binding. The transcript is spliced from 19 exons.
ACAAGGUUGUAACGUAAGUGCACAAAAGCAGCGAUUUUAGCACACCUAUGGAUAAUAGGAGAAUAAUUGAAAUCCCUUACUUUUCUACAUACGUUACUUUCCACUAUAACGUACAUAUAUAAUAUUGUUUUUAUACAUUCCGUGUAGUCUUUAUCCGCAUACAAAAGUGUCGAACUUCUAACAUAUCGUGGCAAUAGGUAUAAAUAAUACUGUAUACCGAUGUCCUGUCAAAUAAAAACAAUUGGCAAUUUAAAAGACGUGAAUAAAGUCAGAGAAAUACUUUCUGGAGAUGCUGAUGUCAGACCUGAAUUUAUUGCAAGUCAUGAAUUACCUUUGCAAGAUUGUUUUGUCUCUCUUUCAUCUGCCGGUGAUGUUCUUGCACUGGCACAAAAUAAUAAAAUGAUCAUAUUGAUUUCAAAAUGGGAUUCACAGGAACCAAGUGAAUCGAAAAAUAAAUUUCAAAUUUUAUGGAAUGGAAUAAUUGCAGAGAAUCAAAACGAAUGGAUUACUUCGAUAAUAUGUUUACCUCUGAUAUCGUUGGGUAAAGUCAGUGCAGGUACCAAUCCUGAUUGGACAUGUAUAGCAGUAGGAUUUAAUAACGGCAUUUUGAGAUUUUAUACAGAAACAGGUGCAUUAUUAUUAGAACAACAACUACAUAAUGAACCAAUUCUUGGAAUAAAAUGCCAAUCAUCUUCCUUUCAUAGGCAUUCAAUCAGUAAGCAACCAUUGGAAGAAUUGUAUAUAAUUUAUAGAAGUAUCGUAUGUAUACUGCAGGGUUUUCCAUUAUUUUCAACUUUACGAGCAUGCAGGAAUCAUUUAGCUAGAGUGCAAGCUAAAUGUAAUGAUAUAUCUCCAGCUACUACCUUAUCAUACAAAAAGUGGGAAUUCAGAAAUCAAGAUAUCACAAAUGAUACUGAAAUUAUUGGUACAACAUCUGUGAGCAGUUUUAAUCAUUUGAUGACUGCUUCCUUAUGUGGUGGAUACAAUGCAUUAUAUAGAUCUAGUGCUCCACAACAUAAUUUGGUUAUGGCUACUGGUAAAAGACCGUUCAUUGGUUUUCAUUAUGCAUUAGAAGGAGGCAAUGCUCCUGUUUUAUCUGACGUUGCUGCUGCAAUGGCCAGUAAAUUAGUAAAUGCUAUUGGAACUGCUGUUCCUUGGUUUCGAAGCAAUUCAAAAACUUCUGCAUCACUUGAAAUCUCUAAAAAUAAUAGUCAAGAAUCUACUGAAACAUUAAGCUGUAGGUACAGCAUAAGUGAUCUAAUGAGAGAAGGUGAUUCCAUUGUUUGUAGUCCAAAUAAAAUGUUAUCAGCUGUAACAGAUGCAAUGGGUAGAGUAAUAUUAGUGGAUAAUAAGAGAGGUGUUGCAAUAAGAAUGUGGAAAGGAUAUCGCGAUGCACAAUGUGGAUGGAUUGAAGUUGGAGAAGAUAAGUAUUCUGGAAUACAUAAGAAUACUAAUAAAAGCGUACGCACAUCACACGUUCGCAACACAUUGUUUUUAGUUAUAUAUGCCCCAAAAAAGGGUGUAAUAGAUAUAUGGGGAAUUCAGCAGGGUCCAAAAAUUACAACUUUUACUGCCAGUAAAAAUGGACGAUUGCUGUACAUUAAUUAUGGCCUGCUAGGUAUAAAUGAAACUACAAACUUAAACAAGAAUGAAGCACAACAUACUUGUGUAUUUAUGGAUCCUCUUGGGGGAUUAAAAGAAAUAAUUGUUCCGUUUCACUUUGCUCUUAGUAGUAAAAAUGCUAAAAAAGCGUGUGACAUAUAUCUUCUUCGUAAAUUGAAAAAUUUUCUAAGAGAAGAAGAUUUUGAUAAAGAAAAAUUAAUUACAGAAGUUUGUAAUGUGUGCUUAGCUAUGAAAACAAAUGAAGUCAGAUUGCAAACACUGGAAUUGUUAAUGAAUACUAAGGAUAUUUUGCCUGAUGCAUUAUUAGCUGCUACGAAUUGUUUUGCUAAAACAUUUGAUGGAUCUGAUUUGAAUAUCAUGGAGCCAGCAGCAAAAAUUGUAUAUAAAUUAACUAUUCAAUUACAGAAAAUAAUAACAUUUUAUAUGUUCAUUAUUAGUUCUGAUUUUGACAAUACAGUACAAUCAGUUGAAUCCUCUGAUCAUGAAAAUUCAAAUACUGAAAUGCUAGCUUUAACAUUAUUAAUUUCUGAACAUGAAGUUGAUAGAAUAUUAACAUUACAUAAAACUAUAUAUAAUAUAGAACAUGACAAUGUUAAAUCAGGAUGUAAAGUGAAAUUUAAUGAUAAUGAAAGAAAAUUUUUUAACUUCUUAGCAUGUUUUGAUUUUAGUGUAUCAAACCUGACAGUUUUACAGAAGGACAUUACAUUAGAAAAGAAAUACCAAAUUUCUGUAUUGAUUUUUGAAAAGUGUAUGUCUUUUCAUGAAACUAUUGAAACAUGGAAAAUUGCUGCUGCAAAUAGUAAUAUUCAGCCACAUGUUUUUAUGCAGCUUGUAUUAAUUUAUUGGAUGUAUAAAGAGGGUGAUAGGAAUUUAGAAUCAACACUAACGCAAUUUACACGAUUAUUGCAUGUUAUUUGUUCAUUAAAUAGUAUAGAAGAAAUAUGUGUAGAUUGUAAUGAGAACUCUUUAUGGUGGAAAGACGUACGUACUAUUUUAACUGAAUCCUUAAAUCCUCUACAUGCUUAUACUGCAGCAUUGGCAUGUAGAGCAGUUGCUGUAACAUUAGAAAAGUAUAAAGACAAGGCAUAUAAUACUACAGAAGAAACUUAUGAUAGUAACAAAAAUGAUGCUGAUGAUAGUAAUAAUGAUUCACAAGCAAAAGUGGAAAUAAGUAGUAAAGGAACUAAUAUUGUACCGCAUGAAGAAGUACAUAAUUCUAUAAGUGAAUGGGAAAAUGUUAGUAAGGAUACAUGUCAAUUUACUUUACUUAUAGGAAACCUUGAAGAUGUUAUGGUUUUAAAUGCAGUUGUAAGGCAACAACCUUUGAGAGAUCAAACAAUUGACUUUUUUACAUUACCUUUUGAAAUACAAAAUAUUUCUUUGGGAAUGAUUUUAUCUAAUGGAAAAGGUUCUGUUUCUGAAAUUGUUGCAAAAUGGUUAAGUUCAACAGGUGUACAUCCUGUACAAUUGGUAGAUACAGCUGACAUAGAAUUUGAACAAUUGCAUUUUGUGGAAAAUGUAGUACCUGAGAAAGAAGUAUCUGCUGUUAACUUACAAGAGGAUGCUAUAGAGGAUGCACCUUCUUCAUCUGUAGAAAAUCAAACUGAGCAAACUACAAACACAACAGCACAAGCGUGGGUGCUAGAAAAAUUGACUUUGUUGAAACAUCACUUUCCAUAUAGUUUAACAAGCAGCGUGCUUCUUGCAAAUUUAUGUUGGGAAUUUGCUAUGGCUUGGAAUAAAAAUGUAUCAGAAUUAGAAGGUCUUGAUGCGGCUCUAAUCGUUUUGCGUCAUAUACCUAUGAAACAUAUGCAACAUGGUGUUUGCUGUCUUUUGUGGACAUUACAUAUAAAAAAAAGGAUGGAAGCAGCUGGAAAAAUCAUGAAUAAGCUAGGUAAACUGCCAAAGGAGAGAUUAUCUAUACAAGAAACUGGACUUUCUGACAAGCAAUUAGUUACAUUCCUGCAACAUUGUGUUACAUUUUUUGAUAUAUUUAGUGAAGCUGAAUUACUGGAAGCAAGUAAUAAUAUAUUACUGAAAUCAGAAGAAUUAUGGGAAGGUCAAUCAUCUGGACCACAACCAUUUGCACUUUCAGCUUUAUCACAAACACCUGCAUGGUAUGAAUUAAUUAUGCUACAUUUGCAGAUAACUAAUAUUUUAUACAUGAUGGCAUAUUUCAAUCUAAAGAUAUCAAAGCCUCUGAAUAACUUAUUUGAAGGAGUGACUCAGCCAUAUUUUUUUCAAGAUAUAUCAGAUAAAAUAAUGUUUACUUGGAAUCAUGAUGAUAGAAAAGAUAGUUUACGUUUAGAAUUUUUACGUCACGUAAUUACAGCUUCUAUGGAUUUCAUUCAUCAAGAAACUGUAGAUGGGAAAACAUUAAGUUCUACACAAGCUGUACUCUGGAUGAGCAGAUGUCAAACACUAGGUUCAAUGUGGAAAUUAAAUAGUGAUGAAUUAAGGAUUCAUCAAGUUUGUCAACUUUAUAUUAAUGGAUUUGAUAGAUUAGCAGAAGAGGUUGCUGCGGCUGUGAAUGACACUGAAAGAUUAGCAACAGAUUUAUUGCCUAUAGCUGGAAGAAGAAUGAUGGCAUAUCUUUCAAAAUCACCAGAUUUAUUAGAAGAAGUUUCACGAAUAAGUACAACACUAAUUAAAUACCUUGAAAGUUUAGAUAUGUCAGAAUUAAUUCUUACAAACUGUUCCAAUAAUGAUACCAUAGAAUUAAUUCAUAAAAUAUCAAGAUAUUUACCCGAGUCUCACUGUGAAUUUCAUGUAGUACAACGGAUGUUAGAUGCUACUUUUAUAUAUCAAGAUAAAACGUAAUGUUAGAUAAAAUAUAUAGAUUGUGUAAUUAAGUUAUAUUCAUUGGUUGUUCGUAUUGCAAAUUUUAUGUCAUUUUAUGUUAUAUACAGCAUAAAGCAAACCUAAUGAAGCUUAUAUAUUAUAUUUUAUUUUGUAUUAUAUAUUACAGAAAUAAAGUAUUAUAAGCAGUAA